Molecule: messenger RNA, 1086 nt
Organism: Pocillopora damicornis (cauliflower coral)
Lineage: Eukaryota; Metazoa; Cnidaria; Anthozoa; Scleractinia; Pocilloporidae
Product: translin
Biological process (GO): RNA metabolic process
Molecular function (GO): RNA binding; single-stranded DNA binding; sequence-specific DNA binding
Source: RefSeq, a predicted model, not a curated record
AAGAUGAAACUUUGACAAACCAUAUCGGUUGGCAAGGACGCCAUUUUGAAAUCGCAACAAAUGUGCAUACACAUGCAAGCAAAUUAGGCAGAAUACCGCUGUACAGCAUAUUACGAGCACUCAACGAAAUGGAGGCUAAACAAAGGGACACGACAAUGAACUCAGAAGGAAAUACUGUUAUACCCCUCUUUGCGUCAUUCCAAGAAUACUUGUCCAAUGACCAAGAGAUAAGAGAGGCAGAUUCUGUGAUCACUGGCGCUUUAAUAGCCAAAGGUUUGCCUUUCUUGGUGGUUUUGUUGUGUACCUGGAGAGUGAACGACUCAUCACUCGGCUAGAAUUAGCAGAAAUGCAGAAAAUCGAGGAAGUCGUGUAUGAUCUGACCAUUAGGGGACUCAAACCGUCUUCAGAAGAGGCGGAUCGACAAGAGAUUUCCGACAACAAAGCCGGGUUAGAUGUAGGAUCUCCUCCGGGCGAAAAGUAAGCUCGUUUGCUUUGGUGGAGAGUUGUGAUCUUCUCAGUCUGUUUUGUUUGAUGAGUACCGCACACGAAUUAUUUAAAAGAGAUGAAGGCUACGAUUGGCGUUUGGAUAUUUGUGAAUGAUCUGCAAUGGAGUGCAAAUUUUCGAAGUAAUUAAGGCCGAUUUAGAUAUUGCGUUAAUUGAAAUUCAUCCUGAAAGCAAAAACUAUGUCUUCAGUUUGUCUCUGUUUUCAAUCCCCGUCGUUUGUGGUUUCAAAUUUGUUGGGAACUUUUUUCGAUAUUGUGAAAGUAAUUAGUCGGUAUUUAAGAGUUGAAGGGAAUAGCUGGUAAACUUGUCCAAAAUAACCAAAGUUCUGAUGAAUGGAUAAGAAGAUUGGACAGAGAAGGAAAAAAGUUUGGAUUAAAUAAUCAGUAAUAAAUUAGAACAAAGAAAUUACACAGAAAUUGGUAUUGCUGAUUAGCAUGUGAGGCUGCUUGGCAUUUCUCAGAGGUGACUAUCGUCGACUCAUAAACGAGGGGAAUGUACCAGAUUACGCAGAUGAUACAAUGGGGUGUACAAACCAUGAAAAGGCGGCCAUAUCUGUGUAUUAAAUUGAAUUUAACUCUUCA